Messenger RNA from Acanthochromis polyacanthus (spiny chromis), 1374 nucleotides. It is a transcript of the gene sgpp2, whose product is annotated as sphingosine-1-phosphate phosphatase 2. The transcript is spliced from 5 exons. Gene Ontology annotation, biological process: phospholipid dephosphorylation; sphingosine metabolic process. Gene Ontology annotation, cellular component: endoplasmic reticulum membrane. Bases 1 to 1200 code for a protein of 399 amino acids. Gene Ontology annotation, molecular function: sphingosine-1-phosphate phosphatase activity. Lineage: Eukaryota; Metazoa; Chordata; Actinopteri; Pomacentridae. The record is from RefSeq and is a predicted model, not a curated record.
AUGCAGGAGCUCCUGGCUUACCUCCAGGAUCCGGAGCUCGUAGCCCGGUUCCAGAGACGAUGCGGACUCUUCCUCGUCGGAGCCUCGCAUCCCAGCCGGAGGAGGACCGGGGGCCACACCGGAGCCUCGGUCCGUGAUGAGGGGCAACAAGAACAGUUGAGGAAGAACUGGGACCAUCAGGACUCCAAUUCAAACUACAAAUACAAGGAGAAUGGAUGUGCUGACAGCAGCAGGCCUCAGUAUGAGGUGAGGAACUGGCUGCUGCACAUCCUCUUCUUGUUCUCGGCCAGCCUGGGUCAUGAAAUCUUCUACAUCACCUUCCUGCCCUGCAUUCACUGGAACCUGGACCCUUUCCUGUGCCGACGCCUCGUCAACAUGUGGGCUUUGGUUAUGUACGUCGGCCAGGUGAUGAAGGACUUGCUGAAGCUGCCUCGUCCUGUGUCACCACCGGUGGUCAAGCUGGAGACACGUGUGGAUGCAGAGUACGGACUGCCCUCCACCCACGCCAUGGCAGCCACCUCCAUCUCAUUCACGCUGCUAUUCAGCGCCUCCUCCAGAUUACAGUUCCAGUUUGAGGUGGGUCUGAUGAUCGCUGUGACGCUGUCGUCCUUGGUAUGUCUGAGUCGCCUCUACACCGGCAUGCACUCAGUUUUGGAUGUGAUCUGUGGUAUUGUGUUGUCUGCUGCCAUCUUGUUGCUCACCUAUCCGUACUGGGAAACCUUGGACCACCUCCAGCUCCACAGCAGGAUGUCCCCCGUUGUGGUACCAACCCUGCUCCUCUUCCUCUGCUACAAGUACCCAGACCUGGACCACUACAGCACCACACGGGAGGACACCACAAUCAUUCUGGGAGCUUGUGCCGGGACCUCUGUGGGAUACUGGGUCAAUGAGCAGCUGGGGCAGACUUUUGAGCCCCAGGGGACACUACCUGUACCCCUGCCCACACUGACCGCUAACGCUCUGGCACUAGGUGUUUGCCGCUUCCUCGUGGGUGUUGUAGCUUUGGUGGGAACGCGUCAAAUUGUGAAAACACUGAGUCUGCAUGUGUUGUAUUCAUGGUACAGUGUGCCAAAAAAUGACCACAACGCCAGGAGGAGGAAAGAGAUUGAAGUGCCUUGUAAGUUUAGCACAUACACAGCUGUUGGACUUGUUCAUUCAAUAUUGACCAACAGAGUCUUCAUUCUACUGGGGCUGCUAUGACCUUGCAAUGUUUAAUGAUCUGACCAAAAAUCAACCUCUUAUUUAUUUCAAUGCGCAUCAAAUGAUCUGUUUUUUUUAAUAUCCAUGUUGUAUUUCAUGUACGAGUUCUCACCGGGAAUGAUUCACAGUACUACUUGUGACUGACCUGGAACUGAGCUGAAAGCAAAUGAAAUA